AAAACUUGGACCUUUAAUUGCAAAGAGACGAACUCCAAAAAUUGCUGAACGUUAUCAGCAGAUUGGUGGUGGUUCACCUAUAAGAAGUUGGACAGAUAAACAAGGACUAUUAUUAACUAAUUUGUUAGAUAAGAUAUCUCCAAAAACAGCACCUCACAAACAUUAUAUUGGCUUUCGUUAUGCUCAUCCUCUUACAGAAAAUACUUUGGAUGAAAUUGAAAGAGAAGGUCCUAUGAGAAUGGUAGCAUUUUCUCAAUAUCCUCAAUAUAGUUGCAGCACUAGUGGUAGUAGCUUGAAUGCAAUGUAUCGCUAUUAUCACAGUAAAAAUUUUUUAUCAAAAGUAAAAUGGAGUUUUAUUGAUCGCUGGCCAAUGAAUUUGGGUCUAGUAGAAGUGUUUUCUCAGCUUAUUUGUACAGAAUUAGAAAAAUUUCCAAAAGAUGCAAGAGAGAAUGUGGUUUUAUUAUUCUCAGCUCAUUCUUCUCCAAUGAAAGCUGUAAAUAGAGGUGAUACAUAUUCUAUAGAGGUAGCAUCAACAGUUUUACGAGUGAUGGAACGUUUGGAAUGGAAAUAUCCAUAUCGUUUAGUAUGGCAAUCUAAAGUAGGUCCAAUUCCUUGGUUAGGUCCACAAACUGAUGUUGCUAUGAAGGCAUUUGUUUCCAAGGGAUAUAAAUCAUUUUUAGUAAUACCAAUAAGUUUUGUUAAUGAACACAUAGAAACUCUUCAUGAACUUGAUAUUGAAUAUGGUCAAGAAUUAGGAAAAGAGAUUGGUGUAGAACAUUUCAGAAGAGUACCAACUCCAAAUGAUCAUCCAAUAUUUAUAAAAGCACUUGCUGAAUUAGUAAAAAACCAUUUAGAAGUUGGUGAAAUAUAUUCUCCUCAGUUACUACUGAGAUGUCCAUUAUGCGAGAAUCCAGUCUGUCAUGAUAUGAGAAAGUGGCUAAAAUCUUUAAAUCUGUAAUAUUAUUAUUUAUACAUUUUUUUUAAUGAAAAUAUUUUUGUAAUAAAUAGCUUAUUUUAAAAUAGUUUAAUUAUGAUUUUCUUUUUAAAAAUAUUUC
Molecule: messenger RNA, 1055 nt
Organism: Centruroides sculpturatus (bark scorpion)
Lineage: Eukaryota; Metazoa; Arthropoda; Arachnida; Scorpiones; Buthidae
Gene: FeCH
Product: ferrochelatase, mitochondrial-like
Exons: 8
Biological process (GO): heme biosynthetic process
Molecular function (GO): protoporphyrin ferrochelatase activity
Source: RefSeq, a predicted model, not a curated record